Molecule: messenger RNA, 5801 nt
Organism: Trichogramma pretiosum
Lineage: Eukaryota; Metazoa; Arthropoda; Insecta; Hymenoptera; Trichogrammatidae
Exons: 7
Coding region: 585-5801 (1738 amino acids)
Biological process (GO): protein import; protein targeting
Cellular component (GO): membrane
Molecular function (GO): ABC-type protein transporter activity; ATP binding
Source: RefSeq, a predicted model, not a curated record
UCAGCCUAAAAGAAACUUCUUCUUCUUCUUCUUCUGUUAUAACUAAACACACAUCGGCGGUGGUGGUGGCUACACUGCGGCAGCGGCGGCGACGGCACCCAAGAUCAAGUUCUAAAAAUACCACCGGCCGUUGUGAAAGCUCUCGCACUCGAGAAAGAAGCCGAAACGUCGACAGUCGCAGCACGUGAAAUCUGUGCUUCGGGAGCAGAUAGAGAGAGAGUGAGAUAUUAUGCACACGAUGCACAGAAAAAAAACAAACGUCGCGUUCGAUGCUUCGACGUUGUCCGAUCGAUUGGUAGUUUAUUGAGCACGUGCGACCGAAUUUUAUUGUUUAAUUGAUGUGUUGUGCGGUGUGACGAUCGCUGGCAGUUGACUUGGUUUUACCGUAAAUUUCAAGGGGCCACUCGAUCGAACUUGACAUAAAUAUUACGGUUAUCGAAUAGAGAAAAAAUUAGCCGCUGUGAUUAUGUAAGCAAUGUUGAAGCUCGAGUAAAAUUGUAGAUAAUUUCCUGUACAACUGUCAGUGUCUGGUCAAGUGGAGAAAAAAGUUUAAAAGUGAAAAAAAAAAAAAACAAAAACGAAAAAUGGGCGAAGAACUCGGCGAGCGCAUCACCACCGAGACUCUGCGCAAGAUCGCCUCGAACGAGGAGUACGCAGAGAACGAGAUGCUCUGCGUCGCGGAGUACCUCAUCGACCUCUACGAGUACGACGCCGAGGCGCACUUCGGCCUGGUCGUGAGCGACGAGCCGGCCCAGUGCGGCGAGCUCGACAAGCUCAAGGAGCUGGACGUCCGUAAGGAGCCGUUCUUCUUGAUCUACAGCAAGGCGGCGAGGCACUGGGUCUGUCUGGCGGUCACCUAUCUGCACAAUUCGGUGGUGGUGCUGUACAAGGACUCGCUGGGCGCGCAGAUACCUCACACGCUGAGGGACGCGAUCGGCAAUUGUUUGCAAAGCGAGACGGUGCGUUUCGAGAGCCACAGGGGCACGGAGCAGAACGACGAGAACAGUUCGGGCCCGAUUUGUCUGAGGAAUCUUCAGGUGCUCAUGAAGGGCCUGAAAUCGGAUACGAUCAAGGUGCCUCUCGUUGAAAAAUUUCAAAAGGUCCGCUUCUGCACGCAGUACGGCGUGCAGAACGUCAAGCGGGAGUUUCGCCUCUGGCUGCAGAAGUACCUGCUGGGUGGCCUGGAGGCUCUCUGCGCCGAGCUCUGCUCCGAUCCGGACUAUCCGAGCUUUCGCGACGAGGUCGGCCUCUUUCUCGACGACUGCUCCCGACUGCUGCGCGAGACCUAUCUGCUGUCGAGCGCCUACACGGGCCUGCUCAAGUCCGAGGCGAAGGAGAAGCAGCAGGAUCCGCGACACGAGACGGAUUACAAGACGAUGAAGGCCAUGAAGGACGCGCGGAGCGCCUUUUACAGGAAUCAGGAGGUGUCGAGGAGCAUCAAGUCCGACGAGAACGACUUUGUCGACAUCGACGACGGCCACAGAGUCUACAAUCUCGAUAUCCAGGAGAGAUACCCCGAACAGAUGCAAAAAUUCACGAAAAUCUUCGCCGUCCUGGCCCAGGCCGAGAUGAACGAGGAGCUCGAGCGAGUCCUGCAAAAGGUCAGCCAGAUGCUGCGCUUGGAUUACGCCAAGAUAAGGGUGUACUUCGACAAGGCCAAGGCCACAGUGAGGCGACCGGAGCUGAUGGCGGCCGCUCGUAAUUCCGACUGCAAUGCGCCACCGAGCGCCGCGGCACAGAUCGAGAAAGCGGCCGCGGCGCUGAAGCUCAAGUCGAAACACAUAAGGGACGCGCAAAAGGCCGACGCGGCGGACAAAAAGAUCAAGUCGUGGGACCAGCUGGUCUCGGAGCUGGUGCUCGACGUGCAGCACGACGAUCUCACGAGCAAGGAGGACGUCGAUCGGCAGAUUCGCGAGAUUCGCGAGUCUUACGCCAAGAUAAUGAAGCAUUACGCCGCGUGGAAGGACAAGGGCGUGGGCGAGAUCAUGGCCUGGGCGAACGAGCGCAAAGCCGAGGAGAAGCCGUUCGAGGUCGAGGCGAUCGAGGAGGCCGUGGCGAUACUGGACAGAGCCAACGAGAUCGCCACCGGCGGACAGCGUCUGCGAGCCACCCAGAUCCUGUCGGUUCUGGUGUUCGUCCGAUCGACCGAGUCCUAUCACGGCAAACUGUGCCAGAUCGAGAGCGGCGAGGGCAAGACCGUGAUAGUGUCGCUGCUCGCCGUGACGAUGCUGCUGCAGGGCGAGAAGAGCGUGGACGUGAUCACGAGCAACGCCGUGCUGGCGCAGGAGGGCGUCGACAGUCGCAAGCUCUUCUACGCGAUCUUCAACGCGAGCUGCGCGACCAACGCCCCGGACAAGAGCUACGCCCAGGGCCCGAGAAGGUGCUACCUCGCCGAUGUGGUCUACGGCAGCAUAAGCGACUUUCAGUUCGACUAUCUGCGCGACACCGCCGAGGGCCUGGGCACGCUGAGCGGCCGACAGUUCGGCCGGGUGAUCCUCGACGAGGUCGACAACAUGCUCGUGGACAACGGCCGCCACAUCGCCAAGAUCUCGUCGCCCUUCGCCGGCAUGGAGAACCUCAAGUACAUCUAUCUGAGGAUCUGGAACGAGCUGCUCGACGCCGAGUCCGAGCUGAUCGACGACUUCCAGGAGAAGAUCGACGGCUUCGCCGGCCUGAAGAGCGUCAAGCGGAUGGCCGUGGACGAGUUCGUGAAGAUAUUCGACGCGUCGAUGAUCGGCCGCUUGGAGGAGCGCAUCAAGGCGAACCUCAAGGACCUGGAUUACAAAUUCGUGCCGACGCACUGUCUGCGCUACGCCAAGAGCAUGAUACCCAAGUGGAUCGGCAACGCCAUCCGAGCGCGCUACUUCAUACGCGAGAACGAGCAGUACUCGCUGAAGGAGGCCAACGGCGAGCUGGCCAUAAUCCCGGUGGACUACAGCAACACCGGCGUCACUCUGAAGAACACCGUCUGGUCCUACGGGCUGCACCAGUUCAUCCAGAUCAAGCACAAUCUGCGCGUCACCCCGGAGAGCCUGACCAGCAGCUGCGUGUCGAAUUACGCCUACAUCGGCAAGUACGGCAACCGGAUAUUCGGCCUCACGGGCACACUCGGCUCCAAGGCCGAGCAGGAUCUGCUCUCGUCCAUCUACAACGUGGAUUACGCCCGGGUGCCGACCUACAAGACCAAGCUGUUCGAGGAGUACAGGGGCGUCGUCGUGCCCGACGACGAGUGGAGCUUCGAGAUCGCACUGAUGGCCGCGGGCAUGAUCAAGUAUUCAGGUCGAGCGGUCUUGAUCAUCUGCAAAACCAUCGCCGACCUGAUGCUGCUGGAGGAGCACUUCGCCGCGUUCAAGGACCUCAUGAGCUCGGACUGCCCGAUGCGGCUGAAAAAGUUCCAGGACGAGGAGUGCGUGGACGUGACGCGCGACACCGUCCUGCCCGGCGACGUGAUCGUCGCCACGAACAUCGCGGGCCGCGGCGCCGACUUCAAGACCUCGAAGGAGCUCGAGGCCCGGGGCGGCCUCCACGUCUACGUGGGCUUCUGCCCGGACAACGAGCGAGUCCGCGAGCAGGCCUUCUUCCGCACCUCGAGGCAGGGCAAUCGGGGCAGCGCGCAGCUGGUCGUGCGCGAGAGCGAGAUCAAGAAGCUGAAUCUGGACACGAGCGAUUGUUCAGAGGUGGAUUUCGACGAGGUGAAGAGAAGAAUCGAUAUAAUCGAGAGAGAAAGAUUGAGCGACAUCAAGCUGACCAAAGUCGACGUGUUGCGAUACGAGGACGCGCUGUUCACGCUGUUCUCCGACCUCUGCCAAGAGCUGAAAAACAACAACGUCAUAACGUGGGGCCACUCCUACCUCAUGAAGGAUCUCAAGGAGCUCUGGGCCUUCUGGCUGGAGGAUCAGAAUUUCGAGGGCAAAAAGUACUCGAUGAAGGAGGCCAGCUACAUCUUUUACAGUUUCAAGAAUCACGAGAGAACCAGGCGAAUCAUCAGCGGGACAGUCACGCAGAAUCCCUAUUACGGCAUUUUGCAGGCCGACUUUUUCAUGAAGAACGACGAGGUGGACAAAGCCAAGGCGGCACUGAUCAACGCCAUCUGUCUGAGCAAGAACGCCAACGUCAUGUAUCCGGCUUUCCUCAUGCUGUUCGACUCGACCCUGGAGGAGAAGGGCCGGCUCAUGCCGCGUUUUCGCGAAUUUCUCGCCAAGGUCUUCGCCUGCGGCAACUCCACGGCCAACGACAAGUACGCGAUCUACGCCGCGGAGAUCCUCGAGUACUUGACCAUCUCGCAGGCCGGCCUCAGCGAGGAGAUCGAGCACAUCGAGCGGCGGAUAUUCAACGACGAGCACAACUACGGCUUCAAGCGCAUCCUGAUCAAGCCGGCCAAGGGCAAGGAGAACGUCCUCGUCAAGCAGUUCGCCGCCAAGCUGACCUGCCUCAAGGUCUAUCGCAGCAACGUCGAGCUGCUGCUCGAGGCCUUCGAGGGCAGCGACACCAAUAAUCUCGCGGUGAGCAAGCGAAUCGGCGAUUACUUGAAGCACUUCAAGCCCGACACGAAGGAGGAGAAGCAGACCAAGGACCUGAUGAUCGAGCCCGAGCUGUCCGAACUGGGAUCGAAGGGCCUGAAGACCAUCUACGGACUGAAGAAGCUAGGCCUGAUACCCGAGGCGACGGCGGAAAAGUCGAGGUCGCAGCUGAUGGCCGCGCUGGCUCUGAUCGCGAGAUCCACGGCUUUUCCGCCACUGAGCUUCGCCGUGGCCAACGUGACGAGCGUCAUGAUAGCCGAGGCCGUCGCCUCGAUCGUGCUGGCCCUCUUCAAGGAGAACAGCAGCGUGGACGACAUGGUGCACAAGUCCGAGUAUCUGCAGGGCAAGUCGCUCAACUACGUCGUGAGUCUGAUGACCUCGGGCGAUCUCAAUCACGACGUCUGCGUCAAGAUAUUUCUGCGCAUGGUCAGGUCGUAUCGCGAGUCCUACUACAUACUCGAGCACUCGAACGACAGCAACAUGAAGCUGAUAAAGAACGUCAACUCGACGGAGAUAUCGAGGAUGGCCAAGACCCUGGACGAGUACGGCGAGUACGGCACGGCCAACUGGACGAGGCGAGUCAAGGUACCCGAGGCUCUGGUGGCCCACUUCUUCGAGAGCGACAUCAUGAACACGGGAAUUGCUCAGCUGGUCGAGUUCGUCGUCGAAAAGGAGAGCAGCAGCAACGGCAAGGUGGACAACGUCGAUGCGAAGCACGAAAAUAUCGACAAGACUCCGACGUUCUAUUAUCCUCCGAAAGAAUGGCAGGGCGUGACCAAGAUCGAGAGCUUCAUCGCCAGGGCUGCGCCGAAAAAAUUCGGUGGAAGCUUCGAGGAAGUUUCCAAACAAUUUUCUCAGGGCUCGAGCUAUUUCGUCACGGUGAGAUUUCCAUCGGAAGACUUGCUGAAGGAUACCGAGUACUCGUCGAUCAGUCCGACGAAGUUACCCGCGAUCGCCAUGCUGGAACGAGACCGCGGAUCAUUGGUGAAAUUGCGCUCGAUCGACGAGACGACCAAACAGGCGUACUCGAGCAGGCAGACGGAGCUGUUGCGCAAGAAGGAAUUCUGGGCGGUGCUGAGGAACGAGAUAGCGGAGAUUCUGGCGAUUUCCAAAUUCUUCGAGCAGAACGGCCGCGAGCACGCCAACUACUCGAUGGCCCUGGUGCAGAUGCUGCAUUACUGCAAGAGCGCCGACUUGGGCGCGCCGAUAGGAAAAUUAAUCACCAGCGAGCAGUGCAACGUACUGGUCAAACAGUUCAGAUUGAAGCACGAGAUCGCGUAG